This is a messenger RNA of Acytostelium subglobosum LB1, 3348 nucleotides long. RefSeq lists its product as hypothetical. Gene Ontology annotation, molecular function: histone H3K4 methyltransferase activity; protein binding; RNA binding. The coding region runs from base 1 to 3348 and encodes 1115 amino acids. The transcript is spliced from 4 exons. The record is from RefSeq and is a predicted model, not a curated record. NCBI's taxonomy places the organism in Eukaryota, Evosea, Eumycetozoa, Acytosteliales, Acytosteliaceae. Gene Ontology annotation, cellular component: Set1C/COMPASS complex.
AUGGGCCACCUCCAGCGCGAUUCAACAGCAGGUAUCGUUCUAGGUCACGAUCAAGGUCACCACCUCCACCUCCGCCUCCAUCGACAUCAACAUCAACAGCUGCCCCUGCUGCCCCUGUUGCUGCCAACAGUAACAACACACACAAUCAAUAAUAGCGCGAGGGACGAUAUCAAGCCAAUCACACAACCAGUAUCAGUACUACCUCUCCCUUUGCCAACCCCCCUCCCUCUGCCUCAGCCGCCACCUCAAUCACUCCCACUUCCUCCUCCUCCUCCUACUCAGCCCCAACCACCAACACAGCAACAGCAACAGCAACAACCACAACAAGCAGCAGACACAUUGCCAACAACUGAGGUGCUAAAGGAGACUUCACAGAAGCAGUAUCUGCUCGAUAACCUCGUCAAGCCGCAGUUCAUGGCGAAUGAACCAAACACAGGCCCUUUCCCUAUCCGCUCACGUAGCGCGUACAACUGGAUGAUCAUAUUCGACUCGAAGCUGGCGGAGGCGCCCUCGGCCGGCGACGAGCUGGUCAGCAUCCUGCACGCUGGUAUCGCCCAACAGCAGUCCCUGGCGGCGCUAUCUGGCGGGCGCCAGUACCGCGUCAAUGGCUUUGCACAGGAGAACGACAUGGCCGAGCAGAUCUUUGUCGACUUUGUAGACCCGCGCCACAGCCACCACGCCAACAUCCUCAACAGCAUGUCGAUGCUCAAUCCCGACUUCCCCGUGCCACUCUUUAUCAGCGACAAGAACACACAGGUCACCGUGCAGCCCAAGGUCAUACAUCUGUCGAACCUGCCACCCAACGCCGACGAGAAGGUGUUACGCGAUCAGUUUGGACGCUAUGGACAGAUUGAGCGAACCAAGGUGUUCUACCUGCCCUCGGGUAACAAGAUCAGCACAGGCAUUGCAACUGUCAGCUUCAGCGAGGCCAACUCUGCCAUCAAAGCUUUCAAAACCUUUGGCGAGAAUCCUCUCAUCCAUGGACGUAAGAUCAGAAUCAAUCUUGAUCCUUCAGGUUAUGUCUCUCAGACCAUGUUCGACUCGCUGACUUCAUCGUCAAAGAAGAGGUUAUUGUCGACGUCUGCAUUGAUGAGCGAUAUAGGAAUAUCGGAGUAUGGCAGCAACCCUGUGACAUCACCAACACUCAAUCAAUCGUAUAGUACUGUGCCAGCAGGCGACUGGAUGUCACAGUUUGGUCACUCAAAGUCAUCAUUCAAACAACAAUACACUGGCAACAACAAUGGCAGUAUUAAUGGCGGUGGAGACAUGGACACAAUCACAACAACAUCAUCAAAGCCACAAGACAACUCAUCUGUGUCAACAACAGCAUCAACAAUGGACAUACCCACAAAGACAACGACACCUCCGCCUCCACCUCCACAGUUUGAGUACGACCCAGCACAUCCCACCGACUCGACCACGUCGCCCAUCAGGGGACAACGACCAAAGGACCACUCGUACGACAAAUCCGACUCAAUGCCCCCAGCUGGUCAGAAUCAUCAAUCACUCUCAAAGCCUACAACACCUCCACUUCAUCAACAACAACAACAGGGUCACAAUGUACAAAGUCCAUAUCAUUCAGGCGAAAAGCCUCCAGUUGUAGCAUCAUCAACUCCUUCGACCACACCUACAAUGGUGGCCCAACAACACACAGACAACCAACCACCAGUAGCCACAGCACUGGACUUGAACAAGUCCAACACACUGUCGUCAUCAUCAUCUUCAACAACAGACCCAGCCAAACGAAAGGAUGAGAAGCGCGAGACUCCUGUUGAAGAGUCACAUCCUCCAAUCGAUCGCAGGAAGUUAAUGCUGGAGAACACUGAGCUGAUACAAGAGCUGUGCGAGCGUAUUGUAAUCAAGGAGCUGUUGGCCAUCUCGUCAAAGGAUGCCAAGAAGGCUAUUGUCGAGGCAGAGAUUGCAGCAGCCAUCAAGAACAUCGAGCUCCAGCAUCUAUCGGGACAGGGCGGCGCAGACACUCCUUUGAGCAAGUCAGGGACGACGGCCAUUGCCGUCAAGCAGCAGCCUCAGGAAGAGCAGGCAGCGCCCACCCCAACCUUGGAGCCGGUGACACCAACGCGCACUGCCCUGGCCAGCGCCGACAAGUCAGAGUCGACCUUUGACAUCGCCUCCCUGCCGUCAUUCAAGAAGAACACAAAGUACUCCAAGAAGAAGGUCGAGGAUGUUGGAUAUGCCGAUGAUGAUGAGCCAAGAAGGAUACAAAGGAGGAAGCCAAGGUCGACUGAGGAGAAACAGCAACGAAGUAGCAGGAUCAGCACUCGUGCGCCUAGAAAGAAGCCAACAAAGACACAUCAUGGCGAUGAUAUAUUCGACGACGACGAAGAGGACGAGGAGGCGAGGAGCUCCCCUGUCCACCCCACCACCAAUCCAGCCACAACCAGCGAGCAAUCCACAGCAGCCGCCUCACUCAACAGCAGUGACUCGGAGGAGUCGAUCUCAGAGUCGGACCUGAUGAAUCAGGAGAUAUUGGAGGCCGAGCAACGCAAGCAACGAGAGCGCGAGAAGAAGAAGAAGAGAAAGACGAAGAAACAGCAGCAGAAGCAGCAGCGACGCGCUGAGGAGGCGACCCCACCCGACGACGAAGACGCCUACUACCUCAAGUACGUUCUCAAUCAGAGCAACAAUGGCGUGAUCGACGAGGACAUGGAAGUCGAUGACCAGCAGGCGCCCCUCGACGACGAUGAGGAGCACGCCCAGGAUGAGAUACUGCCCAUUGGCAACCCGAGUGGCUGCGCCAGGACAGAGUCCUAUUCCAAGCUGGACCGCGAGCUCAAGAAGCAACAACAACAGGCAGCAUCAACCGUGCGCAGGACGGCUGGUCUGGAGAUCGAGCUGACCAAGUCGGCACGAAGCAGUCGAUACGAGAGCAGAAUGGGUGGCGACACGAUCCUCACAUCCAGGAAGAAGAUGAUCAGAUUCUCCCGUUCAUCCAUCCACGACUGGGGUCUGUUUGCACUGGAGCCCAUCCCCGCCAAGGACAUGGUGAUCGAGUACAUUGGAGAGAUCAUUCGUCAAAAGGUUGCAGACGAGCGAGAGAAGCGAUACGUCAAGCAAGGCAUUGGUAGCAGCUAUCUCUUUAGAAUAGACGACGACAAUAUCAUUGAUGCCACAUUCAAGGGUAACUUGGCAAGGUUCAUUAAUCAUUGUUGUGAUCCAAACUGUAUAGCAAAGAUAAUUCAAACUGGAUCACAUAAGAAGAUUGUUAUAUAUGCCAAGAGAGAUAUCAACAUUGGAGAAGAGAUUACGUACGACUACAAGUUCCCAUUGGAGGACGUCAAGAUAGCAUGUCUCUGCAAGUCACCAAAGUGCAGAGGUACACUAAACUAG